AUGCUUUUCACCACCAGCCUCAAUUUUCUCUUUUUUUGGAUGACAUGGACAACUCUCGUGCUAUCGCAUUCGCCGCUUAAGGUAGAGCUUUUUGGCACUUUGGCAGUCCGGCUCAUCUUCUAUCUGGUUCCUUCAGUCAUAUUCUUUCUCUUCGACAUUGCACUUCCGUCCGCGUCUCUCAGCUUCAAGGCGCAGGGUAAUGUUGGCUUACCGUCAGGCCAUAAGCGCCGAAAGCCAACCCUCAAUGAAGCUAAGAUUGUGGGAUGGUCUCUUUUCAAUAUUCUGCUCGGUAUCGCGGUGCAGAGUGCUAUUGAACUUACCCUGACUAGGUUGUUGCGUUGGCGAAGCGUCAUUAAGGUCGCAGUGGGACUGCCAUAUCCCUGGAGAAUCACAAUCGAUGUUGCAAGGGGAUUUAUUGCGAGGGAGAUCUUAAACUACUCCAUUCAUCGUUUCAUACUUCAUAACCCAAACUUCCGUUUUUCUCGACUGCAUGAGACCUGGUAUCAUGGUCUGAGGGCUCCCUGGCCCUUGACAGCGCAUUACGACCAUCCCCUCUGCUACCUACUUUGGAAGUUUGUCCCCAUCUACUUGCCUACAGCGCUCUUCCGCUUCCACAUGACGACAUACAUGGUCUUUCUCGCCCUCGUAUCUCUUGAGGAAACUUUUACGCAUUCCGGCUAUUCUACGCUGCCCGUGGGACUUUUAUUGAGUGGAAUGGCGCGCCGCACAGAAAUGCAUGUCAUUACCGGCGGAGACGGGAAUUAUGGCGCAUGGGGAGUCCUGGACUGGGUGGGUGGCUCAAUACCGGAUGCUAGUGACACAAUCGAGGACGAUGUUCGAGCUGAAAUUGCCGAUCUUAACAUCGAAGAGAAAAUUCGUAAGGCGGUUGAAGAUGCCAGGAGUCAUAUGGGGGAUGCUGUUGCUAAAGAAGCGAACCGAGCAAAAACGAGGAGAAGGGCAACAAGAAUGCUUGAUAUACCUAAUAUAUAG
Molecule: messenger RNA, 990 nt
Organism: Talaromyces atroroseus
Lineage: Eukaryota; Fungi; Ascomycota; Eurotiomycetes; Eurotiales; Trichocomaceae
Exons: 2
Coding region: 1-990 (329 amino acids)
Biological process (GO): ergosterol biosynthetic process
Molecular function (GO): iron ion binding; C-4 methylsterol oxidase activity
Source: RefSeq, a predicted model, not a curated record